GCCGGCCGGGGGCGGCGGCAGCAGUGCCCGAUCGUCCGUCCGAUCGUCUCUUCCCCGGCCGGGCGUGCGCUCGCUCGCUCGCUUGCUCGGAGCGCGCUGUCGUGGCGCGGGGUGGCCGCCGAUCGGAUCGCCUCUCCCCGUUCUCUCCGGAACGACUUAUCCGUCCGGAACUGCGAUCUGUGCCCGACCCGUUGCUUGUCCUCCACCCGGAUCCCGCCCGCCCGCGUCCAGGAGCCCUUGGCCCCUUUCACCGCCCAGCCGACCUGUCUGCCGCCUUUGUUUUUUUUUUUCUAAGUCUGCAGAGAUGGACGACGAUGGGGAAGUCAGUUGACAGUUGAAAUCGGAGGAAAUCAUCUGUCCCCCCCCUUCCCACCCAACCUCCCAUUCAUUCCCUGCCACUUGGUUUCAUCAGCCUCGCACCUCCUUGGGAACCUGUUGUGGAAUUCUUUUGUGCCAGCGUCUGGCAUUGAACCCCCCAAUGUGGACUCCAAAGGGAUAGGCCCUUCUUUGUCAUUUGAAAUGAAAUGAUGGCCACUCGGCGGACUGGGCUGCCCGACGGAGAUGGUGACAAGCUCAAGGCCUAUGGAUCUCCCACCUGUGAGGUAUCAAAAAAUAAAGAUGGAAAAGAACAAAGUGAAACUGUAUCACCAUCCGAAGAUGAAACAUUCUCCUGGCCCGGGCCCAAAACUGUUUUAUUGAAAAGAACAUCUCAAGGCUUUGGCUUUACAUUGCGGCAUUUCAUAGUUUACCCCCCAGAGUCUGCCAUCCAGUUUUCAUUUAAGGAUGAAGAAAAUGGCAACAGAGGAGGGAAACAAAGAAAUCGCUUGGAGCCAAUGGACACCAUAUUUGUUAAACAGGUGAAGGAAGGUGGCCCUGCGUUUGAAGCCGGAUUAUGCACAGGUGACCGGAUUAUAAAAGUCAAUGGUGAAAGUGUUAUUGGAAAGACCUAUUCCCAAGUAAUUGCUUUAAUUCAGAACAGUGAUACAACUUUGGAACUUAGUGUUAUGCCAAAAGAUGAAGAUAUUCUCCAAGUGCUACAGUUUACAAAGGAUGUCACAGCGCUGGCCUAUUCUCAAGAUGCCUACCUGAAAGGCAACGAAGCCUACAGCGGCAAUGCCCGCAACAUUCCUGAACCCCCGCCCGUUUGCUACCCCCGGACGCCAUCUUCUGCCCCUUCUGCCCUGGCACCACCCCCCGUGGAAACCUCUCCUCCAGAUUCAUCAUCCAACAAGCAGCAAGCCGGUGGUACCCCGGUCCUGAUGCAGCCCUCCAGGGCCUACCGAAUGGAAAUACAAGUGCCUCCAUCCCCCACAGAUGUUGCAAAGUCCAACACCGCCGUGUGUGUUUGCAAUGAAAGUGUAAGGACUGUCAUUGUACCUUCUGAGAAGGUUGUAGACGUGGUAAGUAAUAGAAACAACCACACCGUCCCCUCGCAUCGAACUGAAGAAGUGAGGUAUGGCCUCAACGAACAGACCUCUCUCAAAGCCGUGUCCCGAAUCACCUCCCCACCCUCCUCGGUCCCCACUCCCCAUCUCAUUCCACAGACCCCCAGCUCCAGAUCCUCGGAAUCACCAGGCAUUGUACUGAAACCCAGCAAUUACAGCGGCCAUGCCGAGGGCCUCUCCAACAGCCGAUCGCCAGCCGUGGAGUCGCCUUCUGCCCCUGUUAACCAUUAUUCUCCAAACUCCCACCAGCACAUAGACUGGAAAAACUAUAAGACUUACAAAGAGUAUAUCGAUAACAGGCGAUUGCACAUCGGCUGCCGGACCAUUCAAGAAAGGCUCGAUUGUUUGCGAGCUGCAUCUCAGAGCACAACGGAUUAUAACCAGGUGGUACCCAACCGCGCGGCCUUGCAGGUACGACGUCGAAGCACCUCGCACGACCGGGGACCCCAGUCUGUCCAGAUCCGCCAGCGCAGCGUGUCCCAGGAGAGGCUGGAGGACUCGGUGCUGAUGAAAUACUGUCCCAGGAGCGCGUCCCAAGGCGCGCUCACCACCCCGGCCCUGGGUUUUAGUAAUCACAGAACUCGCUCCUGGGAUUAUAUCGAGGGCCAGGGGGACCCCGGGGGGGAGCAUGCCAGCCCCGAAAGUCAGAUCACAGACUCCAACGGAGAGAAGACCUACAAGUGGAGUGGCUUCACCGAGCAGGAUGACCGGCGGGGCAUCUCAGAGCGGGCCCGGCCAAAAGACAUCCCCAAGCCUUUCCGUGGUCCAGCUUUCACCGUGGCACCCAGCAAUGUCAGCUCUGAUCACAGGCGAAUGAGCAGUCGGGGACCCACGUCUCAGUUUAAGAAGCUGUCCCCGGACCUCAAAAGCCUGCAGUCCAGCAGGAACCACCAUCCACCGCCUUGUGGACUGUCACUGCCUCGAGGGCUCGCCCAGGAGCGGUCUCCGCUGGUGAAAGCCCGAAGUCAUUCCCAGAAAGCGCCUUCCACCCCCGGGGGCACCUCCAAGCCCCCCAGUAGCCAGAACUCCUAUGUGGCCCUCAAAGACCAAAGACCUGUCAACCACUUGCAUCAGAACAGCUUGCUGAACUCGCAGACGUGGUUCAAAGCAGAAGGGGCCCCCGAGUCCCAUGGGGAGACGGGCAAGUCCUUGCCUUUCUCUGGACCAGGAGGUAAGCAGGUCCCUCCAUCGAGGGACAGCCCUGGCACCUCUGACUUGGAGCCCACUGCCCUGCAGAGGAAUCCAGAUUUCAGUUCCCAAGAAGCCGAGGUUCCACAGUCUAGUCCUGCAGAUGGAAAAGAAGCUGUCACCCUACGAGAGAAGCCCCCCUCGGGCCGCCAGACCCCCCAGCCCUUGCGGCACCAGUCUUACAUCUUGGCCGUCAACGAUCAGGACACGGGCUCCGACACCACUUGCUGGCUGCCCAACGAUGCCCGCCGAGAGGUGCAGAUCAAAAGGCUGGAGGAGAGGAAAGGUUCCAGUAGCAGCCCCCCCGGGGACUCCUUGGCUUCCAUCCCAUUUAUAGAUGAGCCAACAAGCCCCAGCAUUGACCACGAUAUUGCCCACAUCCCCGCUUCCGCUGUCAUCUCGGCCUCUGCCUGCCAAGUGGUCUCUCUCUCGACCCUUCCUCCCAGCCUCACGACUUCAGCUCCUCUGAUUCGGCGCCAGCUCUCCCAUGACCAGGAAUCUGUUGGACCUCCCAGUCUGGAUGGCCAGCCCAACUCCAAAACAGAACGAUCCAAAUCAUAUGACGAGGGCCUGGAUGAUUACAGAGAAGACGCAAAAUUGUCCUUUAAGCACGUGGCUAGCCUGAAGGGAAUAAAGAUCGCAGACAGCCAGAAGUCAUCUGAAGACUCUGGAUCCAGGAAAGAGUCUUCCUCUGAAGUUUUCAGUGAUGCUGCCAAGGAAGGCUGGCUCCACUUCCGACCCCUGGUCACUGAGAAGGGCAAGCGAGUUGGCGGAAGCAUUCGGCCAUGGAAACAGAUGUAUGUUGUGCUUCGGGGCCACUCACUUUACUUGUACAAGGAUAAAAGAGAACAGGUGACCCCCUCAGAAGAAGAACAGCCCAUCAGUGUCAAUGCCUGCUUGAUAGAUAUCUCUUAUAGCGAGACCAAGAGGAAAAACGUCUUUCGACUGACCACAUCCGACUGUGAAUGCUUAUUUCAAGCUGAAGACAGAGAUGAUAUGCUGGCCUGGAUCAAGUCCAUCCAGGAGAGCAGUAACCUGAACGAGGAAGACACUGGAGUGACAAACAGGGAUCUCAUUAGUCGAAGAAUAAAAGAAUACAACAGUCUGAUGAGCAGCAAAGCAGAGCAGUUGCCAAAAACACCUCGUCAGAGUCUCAGCAUCCGGCAGACUUUGCUUGGUACAAAAUCAGAACCAAAGACGCAAAGCCCUCACUCCCCCAAGGAGGAGUCAGAGAGGAAACUUCUCAGUAAAGAUGAUACCAGUCCACCAAAAGACAAAGGUACUUGGAGAAAAGGCAUUCCAAGCAUUAUGAGGAAGACAUUUGAGAAGAAGCCAACAGCAACGGGAACAUUUGGGGUCAGACUGGAUGAUUGUCCGCCGGCUCAUACCAAUCGGUAUAUUCCAUUAAUAGUUGACAUAUGUUGCAAAUUAGUUGAAGAAAGAGGUCUUGAAUAUACAGGUAUUUAUAGAGUUCCAGGAAAUAAUGCGGCCAUCUCAAGCAUGCAGGAAGAACUCAACAAGGGAAUGGCUGACAUUGAUGUACAAGAUGAUAAAUGGCGAGAUUUGAAUGUAAUUAGCAGUUUGCUCAAAUCCUUCUUCAGAAAACUUCCGGAACCCCUCUUCACAAAUGAUAAAUAUGCCGACUUCAUCGAAGCCAAUCGUAAGGAAGAUCCUCUGGAACGUCUGAGAACAUUAAAGAGACUAAUCCACGAUUUACCCGAACAUCAUUAUGAAACACUUAAAUUUCUUUCGGCUCAUCUAAAGACAGUGGCAGAAAAUUCAGAAAAAAAUAAGAUGGAACCGAGAAACUUAGCGAUAGUGUUUGGUCCCACUCUGGUUCGAACAUCGGAAGAUAAUAUGACCCACAUGGUCACUCACAUGCCUGACCAGUACAAGAUUGUAGAGACGCUCAUCCAGCAUCAUGACUGGUUUUUCACAGAAGAAGGGGCUGAAGAACCUCUUACAGCAGUGCAGGAGGAAAGCACAGUAGACUCGCAGCCAGUGCCAAACAUAGAUCAUUUACUCACCAACAUUGGAAGGACAGGAGUCUCCCCCGGAGAUGUGUCAGAUUCAGCUACUAGUGACUCAACAAAAUCUAAGGGCUCCUGGGGCUCCGGGAAGGAUCAGUAUAGCCGGGAGCUGCUGGUUUCCUCCCUCUUCGCAGCCGCCAGCCGCAAGAGGAAGAAACCCAAAGAGAAGGCCCAGCCCAGCAGCUCCGAGGACGAGCUGGACAGCGUCUUCUACCGCCGAGAAGGCCCAGAGCAGGGCAUGGGCGACGCCAAAGAGGAGGAGCCGCCCAAGGAGAACGAGGCGGCGGCAGGGGCCAUGGGCAGGAAGCCAUGGCUCGCACCCGGGUCCGGCUCCAAAGAGACGGGCGGCUCCAAAGAGGAGAAGGGAUCGCGGCGCAAAGACGGGGCACCCCCCGAGGAAUCAGCCACCCCGCGCCACCCUAAACACAAAUCCCCCACCCUGAGCAGCCGCCUGGCCACCCUGAAAGAUGCCUCGUGGUCCCGAGGGUCCCCCAAAGCCGUCGCAGGCGAGGAGACGGGGUCGGAUUCGGGCACCUCCUUGCAAGCGUCCCUGGGCCGCUGCCCAUUGCGCAAAGGUGGCAGCCCCGACGCGUCCCCCGGCGACUUCUUGGCCCAGGUGAGCACGAUCACCUCCGACUACUCCACCACCUCGUCCACCGCCUACCCGGCCAGCCUCGACUCCUCCAGCCGCCUGAGCCCCGAGGUGCAGUCGGUAGCCGAGAGCCGGGGCGAUGAGGCGGACGACGAGCGCAGCGAGCUCAUCAGCGAAGGGCGCGCCGUGGAGACGGACAGCGAGAGCGACUUCCCUAUGUUCGGGGCGCGGGGGACCCCGCCAUCGCAGCCGCCUCCGUCGUCGUCGGGUCGCCGCAGCUCCGAGGGCAGCGAGGUGAGCCUCACCCCCAGCCUGGAGGGCCGCCGGCAGCAGUUCAGCUCGCACAAGCUCAUCGAGUGCGACACGCUGUCGCGCAAGAAGUCCGCGCGCUUCAAGUCGGAAGGUGCCAGCAGCAGCAGCGGCGAGCGGGACGCGCCGGGGCUGUCAUCGCGGGUGCUGGAUGCCAUGAAGAAGGGGCGCUCCACGGGCAGCCUCUCCUUGGCACCCUCUCGCGGAGACAGCAGCGACCGUCCCGAGCCCACCUGGAGGACCAAGAUCGCCGAUCGCUUAAAACUCCGGCCCCGCGCGCCCGCCGACGACCUGGUGGCGCUCAGCGUCCAAAAGGCCACCGGUGGCACCGAGUCUUCCCGCAGGAAGAACAUCAAACGGCGACACACGCUCGGAGGCCACCGCGGUGAUGCCGAGCUCAGCGUGCUGAGCUUCUGGAGGGCCCACGAGCCGGUGGGUGAGCUCUCUGCUGUCACCCGGCUCAAGCCCAAGUGCUCGGCGCAAGACCUCUCCAUCACCGACUGGCUGGCGCGCGAGCGUUUGCGCACUAGCGCGUCCGACCUCAGCCACGCGCCCCCCGGGACGCCCCCCGCCGCCGCCCACAGCCCUCCCAGCCCGCUGGAACCCUCCUCGCCCAGGCCCCUGCCCUGCCUGGCACCGCAGUCGCCCGACCAAAUGAAUGGAGAGAGCUUCCAGAUCGCAGCCCACACCCAACCUCACAAACUGGCCGGGGCCCCAGGCAGCCAAGCACAGUUCCAUCCCUGCCUCUAACCCCGAGCCCCGGGGUGGGGUGGGGUGGGGGGGGGGUGGAAAAGCUACUGUUACAAUGCCUCGGUGACUCUGUAAAUAUUUUCUUGUACCAGAAUUGUUAUUAUGCAGCCUUCAUUUUGGGCUGGAUUUUACCCUUUUGCACUGUGAAAGAGAAUUUACAGUGCAUUCCUGCAGCCAGAGCAACCUAUAUAAAUUUAUAUAUAUAUAUAUAUUUAAGAAGAUAUAUAUUGGAUAGUUGUAAACAAAUAAGUAAGGUAUUUGUUGCAACUCACAUAGUUCUAGUCCCAAGACUCCUGAUGAGUUAACUGAGCUGGCAUUUCGUGUGCCGCAAUUGGGUUUCAUCACUAACAAAAAGUGCCUCAUCACGAAAAAAAAAACACAUUUGUUUUUUCUUUUUAGGGUGCCAUAUUGUUAAAAAAUAGAGAAUGUCCAUGGAAUGAAGGCCUUUUAUUGGUCACAAAAAUCCCACACUAUUUUGCCAGUUUUCACACAGGCAGACACAGAUGCAGAACUUCCAUUCUCGAGUCAUUCCAGAUGGAUCUCCUGAGUUUUAUAUUCCAACUUUUAAUACCGAUUUUUGAGUUUUGUGUGACUUGAAUUUUUAAUCUCCUGUAAGAUAACGUAACUUAAAUGAACCUAUUAUAUGUGUAUCUUUUCUUCAGAUACCAGAUUUGAUAGAAUUUCUGUAACAUAGAUGUAUAGCUAGCAACCCAAGCGGACUGCUUCUUCAUCAAGAAGAAUAGAAUUCUGCAUGAGGAUGUAACGAAUCCAAACCUGUGUCAUGCCUUUGUGCAUACCUAAUUAAACACUGGAAAUAAAAAUUGUUUUCGUGAA
This is a messenger RNA of Suncus etruscus (white-toothed pygmy shrew), 7148 nucleotides long. RefSeq names its product Rho GTPase activating protein 21 (gene ARHGAP21). Gene Ontology annotation, molecular function: protein binding. The coding region runs from base 525 to 6314 and encodes 1929 amino acids. Lineage: Eukaryota; Metazoa; Chordata; Mammalia; Eulipotyphla; Soricidae. The record is from RefSeq and is a predicted model, not a curated record. Gene Ontology annotation, biological process: Golgi localization; signal transduction. The transcript has 26 exons.